UUUAUUUACUUUUUCAGACAUCUCAUCUAGUUCUAGUACGCCGGUCGGAGGAAUCUAGAGAGAGAGAGACGCCGGAAACAAUGGAAUCUGAACGUCAUCAACAACCAUUCCCAUCACCUUCGCAAAAGGAUCGAUUUACGUUUCUCAAAGAUGUCUCGAAUUUCAAAACCCCUAAGCGAAUUUCUCAUUCUCAAUUCUUCACUGCUGUUAAGCAAACACCCAAGUCUUUUUCUACAAUGAGACGUCCUCUCCCUUCCUCCAUCCACUCUGCUUCAGCCUCUCGAUCUAAAGCAGCGCGUAGACUCAAAGCGUUCGAGCUCGAACAGUACAAAUCGUCUCAUAGGGUUCAAAUCAACAAAGAGAAAUCUCUGCAAUCGCUUGCCAAAUCGCUUACUGUCUGGCUCAAUUUCUUGAUCCAGGAUCCAGCAGCAUGCGGCUGCGAUGUGUCCAAAUUUAACUGUGCAGAUGAAGCUAUGAGGUCAGAAGUAAGUCCGGUUAAAGGGAAGAGGGACAUUCGGCCUAUAAGGGUUGUUGGAGUUGAUAAGGCAUGGAGGAGCCCGAAAAGGCAGAGAGGUUCAUCUUGGCGUGGUGGUGGUGGUGGAUACAGCAUGGUUCUUUCUAGUUCAGUGUUAAAAGAGUCUUUACAGGAUAUUUGUAGCUUUGAUGACUUGAAAGACCGAAUGCGGGCUCAUAUGAGUUUGGACAUUUGCAAAGAAAUUUUUGAAGUGAUGGAAAAAGUAGUGAAGAAUAUAGAUGAACGAAGACUAUCAAUGAAGCCGCACUGCCCUUUGGUAACUGACGUUGGGAUGAAGGAGAAGGCACUGAAAGUUCUAAUGUGUUAUAACUCUCACUGGCUUCGUAUUGGUCUUUACAUAAUUUUUGGGGGUGAUUCCUUAUUGCCUGAUGGUGAUAUCAGUUCUGAUCAAGAAAUUGCAUUCUUGAAACUUGUUAUUGAGAAGCAGUUUUUCUCUCAUGUUGGUUUAGCUAAAACCUAUUCUUAUAACAAACUGGUUGAAGGUCUUUAUAGACCUGGGUAUUUUGAAAAGCUGGGGAGUGUUAUAUUGAAGAGAUUUUUGCUGCUUGCUCUCAUCCUAGACAGGAUUAAAUUGCAUACCUGUCUUUCUGUCAAAUAUGGUAUUGAUGGGUUGGAUGGGGGUUCUCCUCUGCUAUUUACUAUUGAAUCUAAGAUCAAAUCAAGCACCCAAUUAGUUAAAGAUUUCUUAUCUACGGAUGCCAUGCAUGGAGAAGGUAGUAUUCUUGCUCAUUUGGUCAUAGUAGGAUACAAAGUAUCUUACCAGCAGAAUCCCUUGAAUGAAUACGACUUUAAGGUGAAAGAGUUGUUUGAAGAUCUCCAAGACGGUGUGCGUCUUUGUAGAGUUAUUCAGCUCUUGAAACAGGACUCUUCUAUUCUCUUGAAACUGAUAGUUCCAUCUGAUACUCAAAAGAAGAAUUUGAAUAACUGUGGCAUUGCCCUGCAAUAUCUGAAGCAAGCUGGUGUGCCACAAGUUGACGAAGAUGGCGAAGUGAUUCAGGUUGAAGAUAUUGUGAGUGGUGAUAAGGAACUUACAUUGUCAAUACUUUGGAACAUAUUUGUCCACUUGCAGCUGCCACUUCUGCUGGACAAAAAUGUUUUACUGGAGGAAAUUUCAAAAAUCAGAUGCAUGAGCAAGGAAGUUUCAAAAUGCACCUCCUUAUUGGAUAUGCUUUUACUUUGGAUCCAGGCAAUAUGUGAUUCUUAUGAUCUGAAGAUCAAUAACUUCGAUUCAUUGGUUGAUGGAAAAGCUAUUUGGUGCUUGCUUGAUUUUUAUUUCAGGAAAGAAUUCCACUGCUCCUGCCCCCUUAAGGAAAUUCAUGAUACUGUUGGAGAAACAUCUAUAAUGUCUGCUUCCAGUUAUACUGAUGCAAUUCACAACUUUAUAUUGUCACAGAAGUUGACUACCUUACUAGGAAAAUUUCCAGAGGUUCUGCAAGUGAGUGAUAUAAUUGAACACAAUGGCGCAUGCAGCAGUCAAAGUGUAAUCAUCUUGUUGGUUUUUCUUUCGCUUCAACUAGUAGUGAAGAAAAACAUGGACCAACUGAACUUCCACAAAUUCUUGGGUUUGACCUGUCUAAAUCCGGAGAAGAGAAGGUUAAGCACAGAAUUCUGUUUUAUGCAUUCUGAAGCAGCAUUAAUACAAGAAGACUCUCAUGGGAAUGCCGAUGAAGAUGGAAUUCAAAAUUUCAAGACUAUCAUGGCUUGGUGGCAAAACAUGGCCCAGCAAAACAAGAAGCUGGAUCAACAACAAGCUACAAUUACUAUCCAACGCCUGCCAAGUGGAAGUGGUGGUAGUGAUACAAAGAAAGAAAAAGCUGCAAAACUUCUGCAGUCUCAUUUCCGAGGUACCUUCCAACGCCGCAAAUUUCUACACAAAAAAUCAUCAGUUUCCUUCCUUCAAUUUGUUAUCCGAGCAUGGUUAACUGUAAAGAAGGAAUCAUACAUGAAUAAAUUCAGUUGCAAUGAACUUCAGGUGUGGAACCAAUCAGAAGCUUUCUGCAGACAUCUUACUUUCAUGCGUGAGAGGCAUACUUUUGUUAAAUUGAAAAAGUCUGUAUCAAUAAUUCAGCACGCAACAAGGAACUGGAUUUCUGUAAGGCAUGCUGUCAGAUGCAUGUCGAGUCAGGAAAUGCCUACUGAAAAUAUAGUUGAUGCUGCCAUAGUCAUUCAGAAAUUUGUACGUGGGUGGAUAAUGAGGUGCAAGUACCUUACCAUGAUUACUCAACUUGAAAGAAAUUUUCCCAAAGAAAAUGGCAUAGAUGGUCCCCAGACUAAGGCUAAGGCAGCAUCAAAGAUUCAGAAUAGCUGGAAGGAAUUUACUGCACGCAGAUCCCUCUGCCGUCAGAACUCAGCUGCAAUAAAAAUUCAAAGCUAUUAUCGUGGGUUGUUGUUGAGGAAGACAUAUAUGGUGCAUAUGCAAGUGGCAAUAACAAUCCAAAAUGCUUAUAGAUGUUUCAAAUGCCAAAGAGAAUUGCAACAAUAUAAGGUAGCCAACAAUUCAGCCUUAGUUAUUCAAUCACAUAUACGAGGAUGGAUUGCAAGGAGAAGAGCUUAUCAGUUCAGUCAUUUCAUUUUACUGAUUCAGAGUCACUUCCGUGGCUGGAUUACAAGAAAAGAGCUUUCAGACAAGAAGAAAGCUGCCACAAGGAUCCAAAGUGCUUUUAGAUGUUUUCGAUACAUGAAGGUUUUCCGCUCUUGUAGACUUGCUGUGAUAGAAAUUCAACGAUUUGUGAGAGCACACACUAGUAGGAGGAGACUUCUAGGGGCAUCUCAUCUAUCUAAAGUUAUUUGUGCUGCUGAUGUUUUGCACUCAAGAGCUUGUUUUGGGAGCAUUGAAUUAGAUACAGUUCUACGUUCAGUGUUGAUAUUGCAGAGGUGGUGGAGGUCUCUUUUGGUACUGAAAUCAACUAGCCGGGCUACAAUUACUAUCCAAUCUCAUACUAGAGGGUGGAUUGCCCGAAGAGAAGCUAACAGAGAUAGGCAUCGAAUUGUUUUGAUCCAAUCAUAUUGGAGAGGUUACCUUCUAAGGAAAGGCUCAAAAGAGAAGCUAGUUGAUUCACGCUUGAGAAUGCAAAAUACCGCAGCAAAUGUAGAUGAUAGCAAGUGUCUCAUAAACAGACAUGUGGCAGCAGUUUCAGAGUUACGUUCAGUGUUGAUAUUGCAGAGGUGGUGGAGGUCUCUAUUGGUACUGAAAUCAACUAGCCGGGCUACAAUUAUUAUCCAAUCUCAUACUCGAGGGUGGAUUGCCCGAAGAGACGCUAACAGAGAUAGGCAUCGAAUUGUUUUGAUCCAAUCAUAUUGGAGAGGUUACCUUCAAAGGAAAGACUCAAAAGAGAAGCUAGUUGAUUUGCGCUUGAGAAUGCAAAAUACCGCAGCAAAUGUAGAUGAUAGCAAGCGUCUCAUAAACAGACUUGUGGCAGCAGUUUCAGAGUUAUUGAGCAUGAAAAGUGCUAGUGGCAUUCUUUAUACCUGCAUGACUCUUGAUUUAACCACUCAACACUCUCAGUUAUGUUGCGAGAGACUAGUUGAAGCAGGCGCAAUCGAUACCUUACUAAAACUGAUCCGAUCAGUCAGCCGCAGCAAACCUGAUCAAGAAAUUCUUAAAUACACACUUUCAACAAUUAGAAACCUGGCCAGGUAUCCUCAUUUGAUUGAAAUUCUCAUUAGCUCAAAUGGGUCGAUACAGACAGUAUUCCUGGAAUUUCUAAGGAACAAAGAAGAGGGUUAUUUCAUAGCUUCUGAGCUUCUAAAGAAGAUAUCUCUAAACAAGAGUGGGUUUAAAGCACUGCGAAGUUCGGCUUUCCUUUAUAAAAGGUUAAACAGCCUUGUUGAAGACCUGACCAGAAAGGCAGCAACCGAAAAGAGGAAGAAGAAUCCGAGCUUAGUUUUAAGGGAUCAAAUCGAAAGAAGGUUAAAGGCGGCGGCUGAGCUGCUGCAUUUGAUUACAAGGGGUUGAAUUAACAUCAAAAUAUAUGCUCAAGCUCUUUUGACUAAUACUAAUGUUCUUCAUUUAGAUCUUAUCUUUGCAAUGAUGAAUACCUAGAAAUUUAGUGUGUAGACCAUAGUUUCUUUCUAAUGUU
This is a messenger RNA of Impatiens glandulifera, 4614 nucleotides long. RefSeq names its product abnormal spindle-like microcephaly-associated protein homolog. Lineage: Eukaryota; Viridiplantae; Streptophyta; Magnoliopsida; Ericales; Balsaminaceae. The coding region runs from base 81 to 4490 and encodes 1469 amino acids. The record is from RefSeq and is a predicted model, not a curated record. Gene Ontology annotation, cellular component: spindle pole. Gene Ontology annotation, molecular function: protein binding. The transcript is spliced from 21 exons. Gene Ontology annotation, biological process: establishment of meiotic spindle localization; spindle organization; mitotic cell cycle.